GACAAAUGAAUCCUACUAAUUGAAAUAAAAACAUCUUGUUUACUAUAUUUUUUGUAAAAGUCCUUUUGAAAUUGAUGUUAAUUAUAUUUAGAUAAUAUUAUUUUUAGUUUUUAUUUUUCUUGUGUUGGCAGAUUCUGGAAUUUGACACUGAGUAAAAUGGCUGACAACUAAACCCUAAACUCAAUUCAAUUUUCUUUGUUUUCAUUACAUUUUUUCUUGUUUUCGCGGUUUUAAAUUUUAUAAAUGAAUUUAUUUUUUGAUAUACGUUGAACGUGUAAUAAUUAAAAGUGUAAUAUGUAACUACCGUGUACCAAAAAUUGUAAUAAAGUGAAGAAGUGUCCUCAAAAUUCAUCACAUAGAAUGAGAUAGAUUGACUUGACACUAAAAUCUGUCAUUCCAAAGACUGCAGCAGAUUCUUAAAUAUUUUUGCAUAUUGAAAAGUAAAAGAAGGUACAAAUACUCCAAUCGGCUCUAAUAUCACAUAUCAAAAAAUAAUUAUAUAGUUGGUGUCAAUGUAAAAAAGUUGUGAGCCUCGUGUGAGGCCCAGUAUGGGCCAACAGUCCCGCAUUCAAAUCAUCAUGAAUCCAAGCACACCGGCCCGGUCACCGGGCUAUCACCAAAAAGCUAUGGAAGAAAUCCAGAAUUCUUUAAGGCCAUUUGCAAAAAGCAGUAGCGAAGCAAUGAGCUCCAGUGCUGCCAGCACUAUAUCAAGUUUUUCAGCAACUAGCGGGGUUAGUUCUUUGAGCUCUACUUCUGGAGGAAAUGUGAAUGAUAAAGAUGUUAUACAGUUGAGACAACUGGGUUUUUCAGAGGAAUCUUCUAUUCGAGCUUUACAACUUUACAGUGGUCGAGUUGAUAUUGCCCUAGAAUACCUCAGCAAACAAUCAAUUGAUCCCUCUACAGGUUUAAAGACUACUUCUCCUAGCUAUACUAAACUCAUGAGGAAACCCAGCAUUGAACGAGAAUUAGUACUACCACGUGGAAGCCCAGCUUUAGACAGUGGUGCAGGAAGUUCACGUUCUGAUAGUCCAAGACUAAUCGCCGAUUUACAUAAUCGAUAUUCUCCAAGUUUUAAUGAACCUCCGCCUCCGCCACCUCCGAGAAAUACACCUCCGCCACCUCCACCUCACGUUGUAGGUGGAGCUGGAGGGUAUCAAGCACCACCAGUUCCUAGUAAUGUACAACAGAUGUUUAAAAGAAUGUCACCUGCUCCUGUGGUACCAGCAAGGACAUCAGCUGUGGGGCAAGUGUACAAUUCACCUGCCUUACAACAAAGAGGAACAAGUCCUGUAAGCAGUACCUCAACUUCUUCUGGUCGUCAACCAAUGGUCGUUCAGAAUGGUCCACAAGUACAACAACAACUUUCGCAGCAGAUGCAGGCUUUGAGCUUGUAUCAAAGUAGUACAGCUUCAACAUCAGAACCACCACCACCGUAUCCUCUAAUACCAGCCAGUCCAGCAAACGGUCCUCCUCCUCCACCUUCUUAUUCAGCAUCAAUUCAGAAUAGACAGAGUCCUACUCAGGAUUUCAGGAAGAGCCCUUCAUCUGGUAUUUAUUCAGGAUCGGCAUCUACUGGAUCUCCCAGUCCUAUACCAGUUUCAACGAACGCAACUCCAACGGCAAUGGCGCGACCGACACCCUUACAAGCUUGGGGUGCACGACAAACAAUAUCCCAACCUCCAAUUAUUAUGCAAUCCGUAAAAAGUACUCAAGUUCAGAAACCAGUACUGCAAACUGCCAUUGCGCCAACAUCACCACAACUUCCAUCGCCAACAAGCACUACCCCACCUGCAAUAUCUGCUCCACCGCCUUCGUAUACUGUAUCUAUCCAACAGAAAGGCUACACGAACGGUACAAAACCUGCCGCUCCUCUUCCCUCAGCUAGUCCAUCAAACAACGUUCAACCAGUUACUGUUCCAACUACCGAGCCCCCGAGUUACGCUAGUACCAUGCAAGCUAAAGCAAAAGCCCAACGUGGUAUGGCAACUCAUCCUCCCUUACCACCACCACCUUAUUCCUCUGAUGAUAACCACGUUCAAGUGUAUACUGUGGAUAGUUCUAUGUCUCCAAGGGCGAGUCCUCAUGUCCACCCUUCGUUACAAAGAAAAUAUUCUCCAGUCGUUAAUAAUGAAUGUAGAUCUGAUAGUCCACAAUCAACUAGUAGCGGAGAUAGUAGGAAUCAGUAUUCAGAUAACGGAGCCCCGCCGUUACCUCCGACAGCAUCAUCUUCCGUCAAAAAUAAUCACCUAGUGAAUGGUAACAGCGAAACGAAAUCCAGUGAAACACCGCCUCAACUACCUCCAUACACUAAGAUCAAACAUCAAUCACCUAUACCAGAACGGAAGAAGAUUAGCAAAGAAAAAGAAGAAGAACGUCGAGAUGGUAAAGUGAAGAAUUAUUCGCCGCAAGCUUUUAAAUUUUUCAUGGAACAACAUAUCGAAAAUGUUAUUAAAUCGUACAAGCAACGCCAGUUCAGACGGAUGCAAUUGGAGAAAGAAAUGAACAAAAUAGGAUUGAGUUCUGAGGCUCAGGCGCAAAUGAGGAAGAUGUUGUCGCAGAAGGAAUCGAAUUAUAUAAGGUUGAAAAGGGCUAAAAUGGAUAAAAGUAUGUUUGUAAGGAUAAAACCAAUAGGCGUCGGAGCUUUUGGUGAAGUAACAUUGGUAAGAAAAAUCGACACCAAUCAUCUAUACGCAAUGAAAACUUUAAGGAAAUCCGAAGUGUUGAAAAGGAAUCAGGUAGCUCAUGUUAAAGCUGAAAGGGAUAUUUUAGCUGAAGCCGAUAAUGAAUGGGUCGUCAAACUUUAUUAUUCUUUUCAAGAUUCAGAUAUUUUGUAUUUUGUCAUGGAUUAUAUACCUGGGGGUGAUCUAAUGUCCUUAUUAAUCAAAUUAGGAAUAUUUCAAGAAGUACUGGCGAGGUUCUACAUAGCAGAAUUAACUUGCGCAGUUGAAAGCGUACAUAAAAUGGGAUUUAUCCACAGAGAUAUUAAACCCGAUAAUAUUCUGAUAGAUAAAGAUGGUCACAUCAAAUUGACAGAUUUCGGUUUGUGUACCGGUUUUCGAUGGACGCAUAAUUCCAAAUAUUACCAACCUAACGGAGAUCAUAGUAGACAAGAUUCCAUGGAUCCGAUAGACGAUUGGAACGAGGAGUGUAAUUGUAAACCGUUAGAAAGGCGGAGAAGACGCGAACAUCGAUGUUUGGCGCAUUCUCUAGUAGGAACUCCGAAUUAUAUAGCACCAGAAGUAUUGCAGAGAAAGGGAUAUACGCACGUGUGUGAUUGGUGGAGCGUCGGUGUUAUUUUGUAUGAAAUGUUGGUCGGUCAACCGCCGUUUUUGGCAAACACUCCCGCCGAGACACAAUUCAAAGUGAUAAAUUGGGAAACGACCCUACAAAUACCGAAACAAGCCAAUCUUUCACCGGAUAGUACGGACUUGAUAUUAAAAUUGUGUUGUAGCGCCGAAAAGCGUCUCGGAAAAAAUGCUAGUGAAGUAAAAUCUCAUCCGUUUUUCAAGGAUAUCGAUUUUGAAAAAGGUCUGCGACGUCAACCGGCUCCUUACAAACCGCGCAUCGAAUACCCGACGGACACGUCGAAUUUCGACCCGAUCGAUCCCGAUAAACUCCGAAAUUCGACAUCGAUAGACUCGAACAAUUCCGACGAAUUAGUCGAUAAUUCGAAUCUCUUUCACGGAUUCUUCGAAUUUACGUUUAGGAGGUUCUUCGACGACGGCGGUCUCACUUCCCUCAACAAAAUCAAUUUAGACGACAACGACAAUCAAGGCGGGCCGGUGUACGUGUGACGUUUGGUGACUGAUAGGGGUGGAACCCCGUUUUUUUGAGUCUUUGAUUCCGGAGUGAUGCCGCGGGCAUGCUAUUCUUGCCAAAAGCCCGGUUUCGUUAUCGCUAUUACUAUUAUUUGAUCGAAGAAAAAAUAAAAAAAAAAGGUUUUUCCGCCAAGGAAAGGUAAAAAAAUUUGUGUUUUUUUAUUAUCUUUGUGUUUUUUAUUAUUUUCUUUUGUUAAUCGUACAACUAGUUCUUGUGUGAAUAAAAUUUCAUCUUCUCUAGAACCCUCUAUAUCAUUUCAAAACUCAGAGUAUUGAAAUUUUAGUUUUCGGUGUCAUUUCAUCCCUUUUUUCCUAUUCCUUUUGUUUCUUCGCUGCUUUGUUUUCCCUUAUCUUCCUUCUUCCUCUGCUACUUGUUCUCGUUCUUCUUUUCUUAUGUCUUUUUGCAUCUGUCUCUUUUCUUAUUAGACCGUUCUUUUUGUGUCCAUAUCAAUUUAACAAUUUUGUAUUUUCUAUCCUCAUUUUCUUCAGUUGUUUCAUCUCUACUGCUACUAUUCUACUCUUCUUCGGCUUCUUCCCUUUUCUUUAAAUUUGUCUUAUUUAUUUGCUUUUGUUAUUCUGUUCGCUAUCUCAUAUUUACUAUUUCUUCAUCUUCGGUGAAAUAACUGCCAAGUAUUCAAGUCUAUUCUUUAUAUUUUUGUUAUUACAUCUUCCUCGUGUUCUCUUUUUUGAUUUACUACCAUCCUUUUACAUUUCUUCAUUUUAACUUCCAUUCUCAAGUCUCCUAUAGUCUUUAUUCAUAUGUCUACUUUUUCAAUUCCUCUGGAAACAAUCGAACUGUCACUUUUGAUGUUGCAUCACCUCAUGGAGCUUGAAACACCAUUUAUUUGGUCGGUUCCCAGUGUCAUCAGGAAAAGCUUCUUUGAUUGCAGUUUUACAUUUUUCGCUCAAACCUUCAGUUGAAGCUAUUCGGUGCUUCUGUUUGUAGGGUUUUAUAAUCACAUGACAGUUUUCAAAUUCAUUUUGUACAAAUUCACAUACUGUGUCCAACGGUCGAAUCUUUCUAAUGUUCAAUAGCUGUCCAAUGAUACCAACUCUCAAGCUACUACACAAGGGUAAUUAAAAUUGAUUUUGUCACAAAUUUUAAUCACACAAUAGUCCUUUUGUACAAGUAAAAAAACACGAAAAAUGUAUUUGUGUGAAGUUUGAUGUAUAACCAAAGUCCAGUCUAGCUGCCUUAUAAUAUGUAAUGAAAUGCCCUUUUCAGCUCAAAUUCAAGUAGUUACACAAAUAAUUGUUGAAAAAAAAAACAAUGUAAAGUAUAAGUCAUCGAUAUUAAAAAUUUUAGGGUAUAUCAAAGUGCCUUGUUGAAAAAAUUCGAUGUAAAAUUUUCAUUUCCUAUUAAACAAACAAAAAGAAAAUUAAGUUUAUCGAAAUCUAAAACAAAUAGGUUAGUUUACAUUUUCUGCUAAGCCGUUUGUGCCUUGAAUAGCGAUGACUUAGCUUUAUUAAUUUUUUUUAAUGAUUCUUUAAAGGAAAAGAUAAGCUGAUGAAAAAAAUUAUAAAGUGUAAUGGUGCUACUUUCAAAUAAGUAACGUUAAAAAUUGUGAUAUAAAAUUACCUACCCGAUAAAAAUCUGACUUGUAUAAUUUUUGAAAAAGUUGAAUUGGAUUUUUCUAGUCAGUUACUAAAAGCUAGAUAAGCAAAUUGAUAGAGAUAUAUAGAUAUAUUUUAUGAUUUAUUUUAAAAGGCCCAGCUUUAAAAAAAAAUCAAAAUGAUGGUAGUUCAAAUGUACCAAAAAAUAUAUAUACUAAAAUGAUUGAGGUUGACAUCUAGAACUGUUUUAUUUCCCAAUAUAAUCUCAAUAGAGAUAUCUUAAACUGGUAGUUCAAAUGUACCAAUUUAUGUUAACAUUAACAAGGAUUUAUUUUUAUAUUAAUUAGUAACACAAUCUAUUUUUUUUUUCGUUAAAAUUCAAAAGUUUAUAAAGAUUAAAAUGUUAGUAGUUCAAAUGUAUCAAUUUAUGUUGAUAUUAACAAGGAUCUAUUUGCGAGUAUUUCAAAUGUACCAAACCAAUAAUGUAACUAUUACUAAAUUGGACUCACACUAGAAAAUAUGGUUUUGUUUGGUUUUUUAAUAAAAUUUACUUCCAAUAUUAUAAUAAAUAAAUAUGGGGAAAAAUAAUGGAUUCAAUUGAAGUGGUAGCCGUCCUAUUAUAAUUUAUUUAUCUAGUAUGUAGAUUAUUUAUUUUUUGUAGUAUCAUUGUGUUGGGUUUCUAAAAGAUACUCAAUAUUUGUGAACUUUUCAUAUAUAUAUAUAUAUAUAUAUAUAUAUAUAUAUAUAUAUAUAUAUAUAUAUAUAUAUAUAUAUAUAUAAUUAUGACUAAUAAGAUUUUUUUCGGGUGUUGAAUUAUAAAUUAUUAUUGCUAUUUGUGUAUAUGUAAAUAAUUUGUCAAACGAAAGUGAAAUAAGUGUGAAAGGAAUUUGACACGUUGAUUAGAACAAAGUUUUGUAAUCCUUCUUAAAAAAAUAUUGUUAAAAGAUAGUGUGUGUGACAUGAUAUAUUUAUAAAAAAAAUAAAUUUCAAAUACAAUUAAAUAUACAAAUAUAUGUACUAUCUUGUUCAAGCAACUUUUUCUAAAUCAUCACAAUAAAUUGUUACAAUCAUUAAAUAUUAACUCAAGAUUUAAUUUCGAGGUGCCCCAUUUUUAUCAAAGCACUAGUUUUAAAUAAUUUGACUAUUUUCACUUUCCCCGUUGCUCCCUCCAAUAUUCCUUUUCCCUAUGAUGUUAGUCUCUUGGCUCUCCCUCCGUCCUACAUUUUUUCAACUUUAUGAGAUUUUUUCCCAAAUAUUCCUGAAUGACUGUAUACACUACCACUACACCACCAACACUCACAAUUACACUGAGUGAUGAUAAUUUCAAUAGCAAUGUUAUCGUCUUCAGGUAAACUGUUUACCUACAGUGUGUUCAUCCUGUAACUUGGCCUUUGCGUAUCUUAUUAUGCAGUUAUCAUAUAUUGCAGAGUGUUUAUAAAAAUUCCAAAGAACUUACAGAAUGAAUAAGGGGUUAUCAAAAAAUUGAGCAAUAAGUAGUGAUACAACAGUUUAUCUUGACAAUUAAGAAGUUCCGAAGGAUUCAAUAAUCUAAUAGAGAAAGCAUAAUGACUUAUUUAGCAUUAGAAUAGUUUAUCUCAACAAUUGGAAUUUCCAGAAGAUUUGAUAAUCAUAGAGAGGAAGUAUAAUGAUCUAUUUAGCCUUGGAACAGUUUAUUUUAACAAUUAAGAAGUUCCAGAAGAUUGGAUGAUCGAAUAGAGAUAGUAUAUUGGCCAAUUCAGUCUUGGAACAGUUUAUCCCAACAAUGAAGAAGUUACAGGAGAUUCCAUGAUCAAAUAGAGAUAGUAUAGUGAUCCAUUCAGCCCUGGAACAAUUUAUACAAACAAUGAAGAAGUUACAAAAUUUUAUAAUUAUCGAAUGAAAGUAUAAUGACCUAAUUAGUUUGUUUACAGUAUGAAAUGUCUCUCCAAUAUCCUUUUAAAUUUUUUUACACUUAAAUUUCAGAUAGUACUUAUAGUUUCUGUUUCAAAAUUUUCCUUCAAGAACUUUUUUCUCAUAAUAAUAAAAAUAAUUACAGGGUGUUUUGAAAGUAUUCAAUACUUUUUAAUUUACUUAAAAAUACCAAUUAGAAGUUAAAAUAGACUCUUUAGAUAUUGAAAAAAUUAUGAUUUAGAAUUAAAAAUAUUCUAUUUUUGUUUUUUUUUAAUUUAUUGAUCACACUUGCGCAUAAUUUGGAAAAGUAAUGUAAAUGAAUGUUGGUUGUACGCACUGCCUUUAUUGCUAAUAAAAUAAGUAUUUAAAUAUUCGUAUUGAAAAAAAAAUGUAGAAUAUGAUUUGAAAAUACUAUAAAAUUAAUUUAUUAAAAAAAGCUGUGUUACAAUAAUAGGUAUAUAUUUAGUUUUUUGCUCAUCUUAUGCUUACAGUGUUAAAAUAAGAGUAUUUAUUUACUAUUAAAGAACGAUCAAUUUUAAAUUGUUUUUUAAACAUUUAUAUCUUGUUUUAUGAUAAAACAAUAUUUUUGCAAAAUAUUUAGUAUCCUAAACUUGUUUCUUUUAUUUAUGAAGUUAUUUUUAAAUAUUGGAUACUCAAAUAAAGAAAUAUAUCGCUUUUUAUUAAAUAAUAAUCCGAAAUAAAUCUAUUUUAAUAGGAAUUUAAUAAUAUUUUUCAAAAACAAAAUUUUCACUUGAUUUUAUGAUUACUUUAAUUUAUAUUUCCGCAAACAAAAAUUCUUUUCAUUACAACUCAAAAAUCACAGAAAAUAUUUUAUAUUAAAAAUUUGUUUAAAAAACAAUUUUAAAAAUUGUAAAAAUGGUGUCCCGAAGAAAUAUUUUUAAAAUUUUUUAAUGUUUCCACAACAAAUCCAAAACAAAGUUCAUUAAUGAGAUUAUCUACUGUUUUUGGAGUUUACAGUUUUCGUAAUAUUUUUAUUCAAUAAUUAGUUACUUGAUUUUUUAUUUAAUUGGAAUUAGUUGUUCCAAAAACUAUUUUAAACAUAAUUGAACUUCAUUAAAUAUUUGGAAAAUAGAAAAAAAAUGUAAGUGCAACACCGAGACUUUUUUAUAACUCGGAUUUGAUACCCUCUCACUGUUUUCUAUUUUUUAUUUCCGUUUUCCAGUCCUGAAUUAUUUUUUCUUUCUUAGGUCUUAAAUCACCAUAUCUUCCUUGGUUUUUCUCAUUCCUCCUCAUUCUAUGUUCAUAAUUUUUUGUUGCUUUCUUUGUAUUUGAUCCAACCACUCUUUUAUUAGUUUUAUUUCUCCAUAUAAAUACCGUAUUUCUUCUUAGCCAUAAAUCUCCCAACUUUUACCCCCUAGUAUUCUUCUUUCUCUUAUAUUCAACCCCACUUCUUCUACUUUGUUAAGAAUCGACGUAGCUCAUUGUUGGUCUUAUUAUUGUUUUGUCCAGAUAUACCUUCGCCUUUCUGAUGUAAUACCCUUAGUUAUCAUUGCUUCUAGAUUUCCUCCCUAGUCAUCGUCGUCCUUUGUAACCACCAUUAUUUCAAAGAAGAUUCAACAUGUUUUGGUUUUCUUUUGCUAUCCUAUCCAUGACUGUGGGUGUUCCUAGCUUUUUUUUAUCCCAGCCCAAACAACCCUUAUUCUGUUAUUUAUUCACCGUUUUAUUAUUUUAGUGAACUGAUCUGGAAUUUGGACUAAAAUAACAUUCGAAAUUUUUAUUUGCCAAUUAUGUAUCGAUGGAAAUGUAUUUUUCAUCGGGCACCCUUUUUAAAUCGUUCCAAUCACUAUUUCCAAUUUUUCCUCUGUGUAUUUUAAGUUUAAAUACGAUUUAAUUUUUAGAAAAUAAUUUGUCUAGUCUAUCAAAUUUUUUUUAUCCAAUUAUAUUAAUUUUUAAAUGUUUUUUUUGUGCGAAUUAGAUUUUUAAAAUUCUAUGUUAAGUUUUAGGCAUUCGUGUUUUAAACAAUUUUAAGUCAAAAGUGCCUUAUUUCUAGAAUGCAAAAUUGUAAAUGUGUGUAAAUAUAUAUAUAUUUUUUUGAAACGAUAA
This is a messenger RNA of Diorhabda sublineata, 9326 nucleotides long. RefSeq names its product serine/threonine-protein kinase Warts (gene wts). Gene Ontology annotation, molecular function: protein binding; protein serine/threonine kinase activity; ATP binding. The record is from RefSeq and is a predicted model, not a curated record. NCBI's taxonomy places the organism in Eukaryota, Metazoa, Arthropoda, Insecta, Coleoptera, Chrysomelidae. Gene Ontology annotation, biological process: hippo signaling; positive regulation of apoptotic process; peptidyl-serine phosphorylation. Bases 549 to 3794 code for a protein of 1081 amino acids. The transcript has 11 exons.